AUGCGGAAGGACGUUCAGAAAUGGCACGAAGCGCUGUCCCUGGAGGCCAAACUACUGGACUUCAACAUAGUCCUUGGCGGCACUGCCAGACGGAGGCAAUGGCAGCAGCCACUGCAGCUCUUGAUGUCUUCUCGUCUUUCUCGUCUUCGGCCGGACAUCGUGAGCUGCAACAGCCUUCUUGGGACCCUGGCGAAGACACGCUGGGAGCAAGCGGUGGACUUCUUCUUCCUCUUGUCCGCAAAAAACUGGCGCCCAAACACCAUUUCUCGCAGUUCUUUAGCAGCUUGCGAGAAGGUGGGCAAGUGGACUGCUGCACUGUGGCUUCUGUCCAAGCCCACCGACAUCGUGGCGUGCACGACUGGCAUCAGUGCGUGUGGUCAAGGCCAUUGGCAGCUUCCCGGGGCACUGCUUUGCAUGGCCCCAAUUUGGGAGUUGCUUCCAAAUGUGGUAGCCUUCACAACGGCUUUGAGUGUCAGUGGCUGGACUUGGGUUUGCAGCAUGGUCCUUAUUCAGGAGAUGUCUUUGCAACUUGACCUUGCUGCUUUCACAGCUGUAGUCGAUACAUGCGGAACUCAGUGGAAGUCAUCUUUGGACAUCUUGCGGUGGGGCCGGAGGCGGGGGUUGAAUUGUGAUGGAGCGAAGAGUGCUGCUUUGGCAUCUUGUGCAGAAGCCAAUUCUUGGGAACAUUGCAUCGGAGUCCUGUUAGAGUCACGGCCGGCAACAUCUGAGAAGGGUCGAGGCAACUGGUUGAAGACCAGGCUCUCAGGCUUCAGCUCUUCAAUUGCUGCUUGCGAUUCGGCACAUCGCUGGGACUGGGCUUUUGAAUUGCUGCAGAUUGCGAAACACGGACUACGUAUCGACAUCAGCCUCUUCAAUGCCGCUUUGAGUGCCUGUGAAAGCGCUUCUGCAUGGCAGAUGGUGUUUGAGGUUUGGUCCUCUCUGAAGGUCACCAAAUUGAAUCCUGAUUUGAUUUCUUGGAACACGUUGCUGGGAUCUUGCCGGGAGAGUUGGCCAGAUGCUUUGGAGGCACACAGUGCCAUGCAAAGACAGCGAAUGCGUCCAGAUGUAGUGUCACACACAGCGUUGCUAGCAGCUUGUGAGCGAGGUCUCCGAUGGUCUUUCACGCUUUGGCAGCUCGAGCAGGAUGGUUUAAGCCUGAACGUGCAGGCUUUCACGGCUGCUGCUACCGCCUGUCAGAGCGCUGGUCACUUAGGGUUUGCCCUGGCAAUCAUCGACAAGAUUCAGGAUCAGGCAUUGACGCCCGAUGCUGCAGUUUUUAGCACUGCCUUGUUGGCUUGUGAGCGUCUCGGCAGCUUCGAGAAGGCCGAAGCAAUCCUUGAAGAAUCAGCCAGACAGCGUCAGGAAAUGAACUCGAUUAUGUGCGGCGCUGCUUUGGGUGCUAGCUGCAAGGAGGGCUUCUCUUUGGCUCCGGAGCUCUUGGAGCAACUCCAAAGCGUCGGAUUCGAAGGUGGAGUGCAGUGGCUCCUGGCAGCGGUAGGCAAGGAGAAGGAAGAGAAGGCAUGGCUGGCGAAGAGAUUUGAGGAAAAGUGCGCAGAGGUGCAGGCCCUGCAGAAGGAGCUUCAGAAGGUAAGAGCAAUUCUGGACCACCGAGGAUCUUCGCCUAGCCAAACCAUUUCUCCCCAGGAGCUUUCUCCAACGUGUUCACCUUCGAAAGGUGGAGCCGGAGUUGCACAAAGGCGUGGGCUGCAACUCACGGUGCAAACUGCCAAAAAUCCGCCCAAGGUGGCUUUCCAGACCGACAAGGAAGCUGCGCCAAUCACUCGGGCGAAGUCCAGCCCGAACAUGGGAGAUGGAAUCGAGCCCAUGUCAGCCUUGCUACGCCGCCGGAAGGAGGAUUGGACGCCGCUGAGUCAGCAAGCCGAGGAUGGAAACAAAGGACUCUCUGUAAGCACAGACAAGGUUUUUUCUUUGCUCGGUGACUGUCCUGCCUCACCAAAGAGAGUGAGAGUGGGAUCCAAAGAAUCUGAGCCUCCUUGA
Messenger RNA from Cladocopium goreaui, 1998 nucleotides. The record is from the annotation of a GenBank genome assembly. Lineage: Eukaryota; Dinophyceae; Suessiales; Symbiodiniaceae.